CCCGCGUGCGCAUAGUUCAAGCAAUAUGGCAAGAACCAGAAAAACGAAAGACAAAGUCACAGGAGAGAAACAAAACACAUACAAAUUCUAACACUAAACGAAUGAAGGAAAGAAAGAAAAUUCCAUACACUCAAUACAGACAAUUGGCGAUGAAGAGCAAUAUACACACGCAACUACCAUGACAACAGCAAAACGCUAGGGAAAAAAACACGAGACAAACGAAACAACAAUACAAAUGCGAAACGAAUGAGUUGUACGAAACCAAAAAAAAAAAAUUGCUGGCCAUCUCGCUUGCACUCAUUGAUUGGGCUACUACGCUGAAUUUGUACUAUCAGUUUAUGUGACGUUUCUGACUGACGACAUGAUUAUCAUUAUUUUUCUUUCACCGAAAAAAAUAUAUACAUCGUGUGUAUCGCUGGUGCUGUUGAUUGUGUGAUGCCAGUACGAUCUACUAAUCCCAUACGCGCUAAAAGUUUAGUCCGGAGUAACUUGGAACAGUCGAGUGUGCUGAAACUACAGUCUAGGAUGCCGAACAUUAAAGUAUUCUCCGGUUCAUCACAUCCCGAUUUAGCCCAACGCAUUGUCGAUCGGCUUGGCAUUGAUUUGGGCAAGGUGGUUACGAAAAAAUUCAGCAAUUUAGAAACAUGCGUUGAAAUUGGUGAAUCAGUCCGUGGUGAAGAUGUAUACAUUGUACAGUCUGGUUCUGGCGAAAUAAAUGACAAUCUUAUGGAAUUAUUGAUUAUGAUAAAUGCAUGUAAAAUUGCAUCAGCGUCUCGUGUAACAGCUGUUAUUCCAUGCUUCCCGUAUGCCAGACAAGAUAAAAAGGAUAAGGCAGGCGAGGGUAAAGAAUCCACAACUUCCCUGAACAAUGUCCAACGAUUGAAGUACAACGAAUGGAAAUUUAGGAGUCGUGCACCGAUUUCAGCUAAAUUAGUUGCGAAUAUGCUGUCAGUUGCUGGUGCUGAUCACAUCAUAACAAUGGAUUUGCAUGCAUCACAAAUUCAAGGAUUUUUCGAUAUUCCGGUUGAUAAUUUGUAUGCUGAACCGGCCGUUUUGAAGUGGAUAAAAGAAAACAUUUCGGAAUGGCGUAAUUCAAUCAUUGUAUCACCAGAUGCUGGUGGUGCAAAGCGUGUCACAUCGAUCGCUGAUCGCUUGAAUGUUGAAUUCGCCUUGAUUCACAAAGAACGUAAGAAGGCAAACGAGGUUGCAUCAAUGGUAUUGGUCGGUGAUGUAAAAGAUCGUGUUGCAAUUUUGGUUGAUGAUAUGGCCGACACAUGCGGUACCAUUUGUCAUGCAGCUGAAAAACUAAUGGAAGCUGGUGCAACUCGUGUGUACGCCAUUUUAACACAUGGCAUUUUCUCCGGUCCGGCCAUUUCACGAAUAAAUAAUGCCUGUUUUGAAGCGGUUGUUGUUACAAAUACAAUUCCACAAGAUGGCCAUAUGCGUGACUGCCCCAAAAUUCAGUGCAUCGAUGUGUCAAUGAUGUUUGCUGAAGCCGUUCGACGAACACACAACGGAGAAAGUGUUUCGUAUCUAUUCUCCAAUGUUCCAUAUUAAACAGAAAAAACCGACUCAGCAAUGAUUUUUUUCGCUAUCUUUUUAAAAAAGAAUCUUUUUUUUUUUUCAAAUUGUUCAAAUAUUUUUCGGAUUCGUGAAUUGAUUGUAUAAUUAUAUGAAAUGCUAAGAAAGUUUAUACAAAAAUUAUGGAUAACAAACCAACAUUCAAUUUUUUUUAAUUUACGCAUUGUUUGAAAAAUGAAAAUAAAAACGGAAAAUUUACAAAAAAAAAAUGAUAAACUUAUAAAAACCAAUUAAAAUGGAAACCAAUAUUCCACAAUUGUAUUGUAUGAGCCAUUGGAUUUAAUAAAUCGCUGACUAUAAUAAUAACUCAACAAAAAAAUGAAGAAAAAAAGACAGUUUACAAUGCAAUUAUAAAAAUAGAAAUAAUACAAUUCCUGUGUAUUUCAUACUUACUUUUGAGCUCAUGCAACCUGUUGAUGAUAGAAAAUAAAAACUGAUUUAAAACAAUUCU
Contarinia nasturtii (swede midge) is the source of this 2032-nucleotide messenger RNA. RefSeq names its product ribose-phosphate pyrophosphokinase 1 (gene Prps). The coding region runs from base 436 to 1557 and encodes 373 amino acids. Gene Ontology annotation, cellular component: cytoplasm; ribose phosphate diphosphokinase complex. Lineage: Eukaryota; Metazoa; Arthropoda; Insecta; Diptera; Cecidomyiidae. The transcript has 6 exons. Gene Ontology annotation, biological process: purine nucleotide biosynthetic process; 5-phosphoribose 1-diphosphate biosynthetic process; ribonucleoside monophosphate biosynthetic process. Gene Ontology annotation, molecular function: ribose phosphate diphosphokinase activity; magnesium ion binding. The record is from RefSeq and is a predicted model, not a curated record.